AUGACACCGAAAUAUUGCUUUCUAGGCUUGCUCCUCAGUGUCCUCCUGCCUGGUGUGGUAGAAACUCAGCCAGCCAACGAGUCUCUGAAACCUCAACGAGUCCAUUUUCAAUCCCGAAAUUUUCACAACAUUUUGCACUGGCAGCCUGGGAGGGCUUGUCUUGGGAACAACAGUAUCUAUUUUGUGCAGUAUAAAGUGUAUGGAGAGAGACAGUGGAAAAAUAAAGAGAACUGCUGGGGGAUUCGAGAGUUCUUCUGUGACCUUACCAAUGAAACGUCAGAUAUAUGGGAACCUUAUUAUGGGAGAGUAAAGACAACUCUGGCUGGGAUCCACUCAAGCUGGACCAUGACACAGCGGUUCACUCCAUGGUGGGAAACAAAAAUAGAUCCUCCAGUCAUGAAUAUAACCCACAUUAACGGAUCUUUGUUGGUAAAUCUCCAUGCUCCCAACUUACCAUACAGAGACCAAAAAGGGGAAAAUGUGUCAAUGGAAUACUAUGAGCUAGUAUAUCGAGUCUUCAUAAUAAACAAUUCACUGGAAAAGGAGCAAAAGGUGUAUGAAGGAGCUCACAGAGUUGCUGAAAUUAAAGUUACCUCACCUCACACUGGUUACUGUGUAGUGGCUGAGAUAUACCAGCCCAUGUUAGACAGAAAAAGUCAGAGAAGCCGAGAGAGAUGCGUGGAAAGUCCUUGA
Molecule: messenger RNA, 693 nt
Organism: Budorcas taxicolor (takin)
Lineage: Eukaryota; Metazoa; Chordata; Mammalia; Artiodactyla; Bovidae
Gene: IL22RA2
Product: interleukin 22 receptor subunit alpha 2
Exons: 5
Coding region: 1-693 (230 amino acids)
Molecular function (GO): protein binding; interleukin-22 receptor activity
Source: RefSeq, a predicted model, not a curated record